AUGCCGAAUUCGAAUUCUGAUCUGAAUGAAUUGAUCAAAUUCAACGUGCCCAUGCAGUCAGUGGGAGAGCUUGUCAGGCUGACCAGUGCUUGUACCAAUUGCCGCGGUCGAAAAGUGAAAUGCAGCGGAGGUUCGCCAUGCGCGACUUGUCAAAGGCAACAGAAGCAGUGUUUAUAUCCAGCGUCACGAAGAGGGAAACGAUCCAAACCUACUCAGCGCAGCCUUGCUCAAGAAGGAGGGGGUCAGUAUACGGCUUUCGACACCACCAACAGCAAUGCCCAGGUUUAUGGAGCGAGAUCUGCUCUCCCCCUCACACCCUCUCAUACUUCGCCCGACACGAACGAGGGACGGAAUGGAGAACUUCUUUCCGGCUUGACAUAUCCCUCACAAGGGUCGACGCUCGGAUCGAAUUCAGGGUCCGGAACCAGAGAUAUUCGCCCGACAAGCCAGUUCCUCACAUCAAAUAUUUCGCCUGAUCUUUUAUCCCCGAUCCAGGCUCACUAUCCUCUGGCAGAGCCCGGUCCAUCUGGCGCCAGGGAGAGGGAGGAUUUGGUUGCCGAUGGGGAAGAAGGUGUGAUUCCUCUCCCAAAGGUACAUUGGGAACACCACGGACCGUGGUCGUGGGUGUCAGUCUGCUCACGACCAGGUCUCCGAUGGGUUUGUGAAAGAACUCGCUCCGAUGAAUUCGUUGAAAUCGCCAACGGACUCACCAAAACCUGGAGCCGACGGUUGAAGAUGAAACGAUUUCAGCCUCUAAGAAAAAAAGCUGCGGAACCAGACAAAGAAACAGCCUGGAAAUAUGUCGACGCAUACUUCGAACAAUCCUACGACGCGGUGUUUGGCAUUCUCCAUCGUCCAACAUUCGAAGCACGCCUCCGGGCUCACUUUGAUCCUCAUGGGGCCCUCCCUGUUGAAGAUUCUUCAUGGUUUGCACUGCGGAAUAUUGUCUAUGCCGCGGGAUGUCGCUGUGUGUUGGCCAACGAUCCCACCGUAUCAUUUGUCGAUGCAGAUGCUCAAGUCACGCAGUUCUUCCACAAUGCUCUUUCAGUAUUCAGUGAGAUCAUCUUUGGCCAUUCGGGUUUCACCGCUGUCCAAGCUCUCGCUCUUAUGACAUUUUUUGCCGAGGGACUGGGAAGUCCCGCUGUAGAAUACCCCCUAUGUACCAAUGCCGUCCAACUUGCCCAAGCCAAAGGGCUUCAUCGAGAACCAUCCAAAUCUUGGGGUCUACCCCAAUCCGAUGUAUUGAAUCGAAGCUGGCUCUGGUGGGCAAUUUAUUGUCUGGAGAAACAGAUUGCCUUCCGGAGCGGUCGUCCUUCAGUCAUCGACGACGACAAUAUCAGCACUCCUAUCCCAACCAAGGCACCCCCCGGAAGUACUAUUGACGUUGAGGUUUUCACUCUGAUCAUCAAACAUGCGCAAAUAUCCGCCCAAAUUUCCCGUCGAAUCAUGUCCGUCGAGGCUUUCAAACAGUCCUCCGCCGAAGCCAUGGAUACUAUCCACGACAUCCAUCGCCAACUGCUGGAUCUGUUAGAAUCCAUCCCUCCACAGCUCCAAGUGAAGAAUGCGGUCAGACACGAAUACCCCGCAAAUUCUCGGCGGGUCCACACGAUAUACCUCCACUUUGCCAUCUAUGGAAGUCUGAUGGCGACGCACAUCAUCUUUUUCUACCCCUGGAUCUCUCUCCGUUUCGGCACCGAAUCCGAUCCAAAAUUCCAAAAUCAAGUCGUCAGUUCAUCAGAGACCAUUGCCACCGCAGCACGGCAGAUCAUCUUGGUACUCCGAUCUAUCACAACCGACGUGGCCAUCCCGGCCUGGCUUGCCUUUUACUAUCCCAUGUACGCGCAUAUCAAUCUUUUCGUGUACAUUUUGAGAUACCCUUCAUUAUCGACGGCGCGCGCAGAUUUGGCGUUGCUAGACAUCUGUGCCGGACAUUUCGGUCACGUUGAACAUGUGACGAAUUCGGAGAUUUCAUUCCAUUUCCCCCGCGAAUCAGCUGUGCUUUGCUCUAGGAUGGUGAAAGCGGUUAAAGGGACGGAGAAAGAAAAUGCCACGGCCCCAGUCACGCCACAGGAGCCUGGAUCCAUCAUUGAAAUUGGCCGAGCGCCCAAUCGACAGGACGAAUCGAGCGGCUCGCUAUCAACCACGUUUGAUAUGGUAUGA
Rhinocladiella mackenziei CBS 650.93 is the source of this 2160-nucleotide messenger RNA. RefSeq lists its product as uncharacterized. The coding region runs from base 1 to 2160 and encodes 719 amino acids. Gene Ontology annotation, molecular function: DNA-binding transcription factor activity, RNA polymerase II-specific; DNA binding; zinc ion binding. Lineage: Eukaryota; Fungi; Ascomycota; Eurotiomycetes; Chaetothyriales; Herpotrichiellaceae. The transcript has 4 exons. The record is from RefSeq and is a predicted model, not a curated record. Gene Ontology annotation, biological process: DNA-templated transcription; regulation of DNA-templated transcription.